AUUAAAAGUGCAUAUACGUCAAAAACAUGACAUUGAAGUGUCGCUUGAACAAAUGGAGGAAAUGCGUAAAUUUCAUGUGAUGCGUUCGAAAUUGAAUUUAGUUAAGAUUUCAAAAUAACUAUUAAUAAUAGAAAAGAAAUGAAAGUGAUGAACCCACUGUUGCUAUGCAGCCCGAAGAUGACUCCAUACCCUUUUCGACAGAUAAGUCCAUCGAUGAAUCGGAAUCGUUGAAUUAUUCAACUGCAGUAAAUAUCAGCACUCCAACCGUUCUUGUGAAGUUAGCACCUCCAUCUGAUGCCGAUGAUAUUAAUUUAGAAGAAUAUCUCUUUGAAAAUCCCGAAACAUCCGAAAGUUCGAAAAAUGAACCGAUGCGACAAGAAGUGAAGACUUCAGGAAAAUUUAGGAGUACAAGCAAGCGCGGACGCGCGCCACUCAUACCAGGUGGUCCACCAUUUCAAUGCGAAUAUUGCGAUCAUACAAGCCCGUCACGUUCACUUUUAGCCUCACAUCGACAUCGUAAACAUCGUUUUAAUAAGCCACCCAAUAAAUGUGCGGAAUGUGGCAAAGAGUUUGCAACCAAACAACAAUUGGAGCGUCAUCAACAGCGUGUUAGUUGUCAAUCUUAUCCCGUCUUCAAGUGUGAAUUUUGUGAGAAAACAUGUAUCGGUCGUGCCAACUAUCAGAUACAUUUACGUUUUCACAAAAAAGUCUAUCCAUUUGUGUGUCAUAUAUGCGCGAAACCCUUUAUGAUGGCGCAACAUCUUAAUAACCAUGUGAAAACGAAGCAUGAGGGCCAACGUUUCAUCUGUGAAGAGGAGAAUUGUGGUAAAAUGUUUCAAACGGCACAUGCACUUAAAAAUCAUGCUUACACGCACGUCGAUCAGUUGCCCUAUCGCUGUGAGUACUGUCAGCAAGAUUUUGCCACCAAGGGCAGGCUUCGUUGGCACAUAAGCAGAAUACAUGGCAUAGAGCAUACUUUGGACGAGCUGGACAGCAUGUUGGUGGCCAAAGAGAUUAAACUGAAAGCGAAAUUGCGACCAGCAUUGACACCUGAGCGCAACGAACAGGGUGAGGUGCCAGAUGAGGACGAUCUAGAAGGCUACUGAAAAGUUUAGUCUUCUACUUAUUAUUUUUUUCGUGAUAACAAUAAAAUUUUAAAUUCUAACUAAAUUUUAUUAUGUACGAUAAAUAGAUAAUGUUUAUAUUAGAACAGAAGAUGCACAUACAUGAAGAUAUAUAUUAUAUCUACAGUGAUAUAUUAAUUACUUGUAGCAAUUAAAAAGUUUAUUGCUUAUUAACAAAAAAAAAAA
This is a messenger RNA of Zeugodacus cucurbitae (melon fly), 1310 nucleotides long. Its product is annotated as zinc finger protein 700. NCBI's taxonomy places the organism in Eukaryota, Metazoa, Arthropoda, Insecta, Diptera, Tephritidae. Gene Ontology annotation, molecular function: DNA-binding transcription factor activity; RNA polymerase II cis-regulatory region sequence-specific DNA binding. The record is from RefSeq and is a predicted model, not a curated record. Gene Ontology annotation, biological process: regulation of transcription by RNA polymerase II. Bases 165 to 1106 code for a protein of 313 amino acids. The transcript has 3 exons.